AAAUGAACGCCGACGAUGUAGGCGCCUGCUGGGGUUACGAGUACACGCGCUUAGCUGUGUAAACGCCUUGUUCACAGCCUGCCGCAUCAACACGUGCUCCACCGCCCACACAGGGCUCCUACUACAUUCGUGUCUUGCAACAUACUUCUUACUUUCCAGAAUCUAGAUGAAUAUCCGAAGAGCAGAGCCCAAGGAUCUCACCAAAAUACAGCAAUGUAACUUGCACAAUCUCCCUGAAAACUACCACAUGAGAUAUUGGGCAUAUUCCUUCAUAACAUGGCCAGAAGUUUCGUAUCUCGCAGAGGAUAGCAGUGGGCGCGUAGUGGGUUAUGUGCUUUCGUCGAUAGAGCCAGACGAAGAAUUCCCUUGGUUGCAAGUUGGUCAUGUCAACUCUCUAUCCGUACUUCGAACAUACCGUAGGCUGGGUCUCGCGAAACGAUUAAUGAUGCUUUCGAGAAAAGCUAUGACCGAUUCGUACAACAUAGAGUACAUUCAGCUCCAUGUACGCAAGUCCAAUCGAGCUGCCUUCAAUCUGUAUAGCCAGAAACUUGGCUUCGAAAUUCACAGGAAAGAGGUGGGAUACUAUGGUGACGGUGAAGAUGCAUUCUCAAUGAGGAUUGUUCUAAAACCACGGAGCCUCUCCCAUCGACUUGGUCGCAGAGUCCAUGCGUUUUUGUAUGCUCGGCAACGGGCAGUCGCAAACUGGUCUUUGAGAUGUACGAAACGAGCGAGCCAGAUAAGGUGAAGAUACCAAUUUUCUUGUCCAAUUACACGCCUGUGUAUACAUACUAUCGCCUCCGUAUAUCCACUUUUAAUUCUAUUUCGAUUGGGACAUGUGGAGAC
This is a messenger RNA of Suillus clintonianus, 843 nucleotides long. RefSeq names its product acyl-CoA N-acyltransferase. The record is from RefSeq and is a predicted model, not a curated record. Bases 167 to 745 code for a protein of 192 amino acids. Gene Ontology annotation, cellular component: NatA complex. Lineage: Eukaryota; Fungi; Basidiomycota; Agaricomycetes; Boletales; Suillaceae. Gene Ontology annotation, molecular function: protein N-terminal-serine acetyltransferase activity; protein-N-terminal-glutamate acetyltransferase activity. Gene Ontology annotation, biological process: N-terminal peptidyl-glutamic acid acetylation. The transcript is spliced from 8 exons.